GAGAGAGUAGGGCUUUUGGAUGAGCUGCUUAGCAAUGGUCUGAUAUGUGGAGCUCGUGAUGCCAGGCUUGGUCAUUCAUCUGGUGCGUUUUCCAGCCGAGGUCCCUCGCUCCUCUAUUGAUCUAUGAUGGCCUGGCUAUGGGCGAUCCAGCUGCAGGAUGCGCGAGCGAUCCACCCGUCCGAUGCAGCAGCAUAGAGUGGUCUUUGAUGGCUUGCGGGUCUUGAUCUGAUAGAAUGGAAGCAUCGAAGGCACGAAGGCCUCUUUGAUCUGAUGCCGCAGAGAAAUGCUGUGUCUUGGAACGUCCUUCUUACGGCAUUUGCCCAGAAGGGGCAUUUUGACGAUGAAAAGGGCGUCUUCGGUUCUAUGCCUGGGUGGGAUCUCAUCUCCUACACGGCAAAGCUGGUGACUUUCUCGCAGAACGGAGUGCACGAGGUAUGCCGGAGUGGAAUCUCGUCACACUCCAUUCUCUCGCAGAACGGGAAAAGUACCGGCUAAAGAAUAUUCGCAAUUUAAAUCUGGCGGGGAAUGGUUUCCAGGGUCGAAUCCUGCCAGCGGUGUGGUGGCGAUGGACUAGGCACCGAUGCUCUCCUCUAAGGUAUUUCAGGGAUGUGUUCUUCCUCUGGCGCGGGCUAGGGUUUAUAGAGACGCCGAUCAGGUUCUUCCGUCGAUCGAUCAGCGCAUCUUGACCCGGCAUGGUGAGCAAUCUACGUCUUGCGGUGCUCCUUCUCUUGGUCGUCUCGGGACUGGGGAUCGGGAUGGAGCUCCAUUCCGAGCUUCCGGAGGUCGAUGAAGCUCCAAUCCCCGAGAUUUUGGAGGCGCAUCACCAGAUUCUCGAUUUGGAAGAGCAGUUCCUCGAUAUUUCGUGCAAUCGCACUGCUGAGAGUUCUAGCAACGGUGAAGAAGUCAGUCCCUUCGAUCCCGACCGUGCCACAGCGCUAGCGGAAGAACGAAGUGUUCCUCUCGCUAGUCCGGAACUCAAUCCUCUCCAUUCGCAUAUCCUCGUCUCAGCAAGUGAGAAUCAAGACGACGAUAACAGGCACAAGCGCGACCGCCAAGUUGGGGGCAACGAACACAACUAUGCCGCAGCCUCACUCGGUGCUAAAGUUUUAGGGGCAAACAAGGAAGGCAAGGGUGCUGGCAACAUUCUCGUCAAGGGCAACGAUAAGUACUUUCGGAACCCAUGCAGCGCCAAGGAGAAGUUCGUCAUGGUGGAGCUGGCUGAAGAAAUUCUGGUGGAAACAUUUGUCAUCGCCAACUACGAGCUCUACUCGUCCAAUCCAAGGGAGCUGGAGCUGCUGGGAAGCCUGAGCUAUCCUACAUCUGGAUGGAGGCUCUUGGGAAAGUUCGAGGCGAGGAACGUUGGGCAACCUCAGAGGUUUAUUCUGUCGAAGCCAGAGUGGGCGAGAUAUCUCCAGCUGAGGAUCCUCUCACACUAUGGGACGGAGUUUUACUGCACGCUUAGCACCUUCGAGGUUUUUGGAGUCGCGCUUGGGCGCAUGCUUGAAGAUUUGAUUGGCAGUUCCCCGGGGGAUUCCACUAGUGGUUCCACUACGUCUGUGAACAAGUUCCUCAUCGAACAGAUACUACAACUGGAAAGUGACCAGAAGACUUUUGAGGAGUACGUGGAGUUUUCCAACUCCCAGAACACUGCUGCUGUCAAUGAGUACCAAGAGGAGCUGACAAACAUAAUGAGGCAGCUUAAGAGUCUGAACGACACUGUGCAGAAGCAACAUCGUCUUGCGGACGACGUGUUUUCUAAAUCCAUGAAGGAACUGAGACUAUGUAGGAAGGAAGUGGCUCGCAUAAACAGGGGCCAGAUUUACUCUCUCACGGUGGCGUUGGUGGCAAUGCUUGUGGUUGUAGCUAAGAUACGAAUCCUCGUCCGCCUUGCGCUCACAGGCUUUUUGGUAAUCCUCUUACUUCUGGUGUAAAGAAUCUUCUGGCGAUCUACAAUAGGAAGGGUGCUCGCUAUGUCCCUCCGGAGCAUUCGUGCCUAGCUGCGAUCGGCGUAAAGUUCCUACCAUUUGCCCGUAUAUUCUCACAGUGGAUUCUAAAGGUUGUACUAUAUAAUAGAGAACCCUUAUCAAAGGAAUUUUGUGGAAA
This is a messenger RNA of Selaginella moellendorffii, 2103 nucleotides long. Its product is annotated as SUN domain-containing protein 4. Lineage: Eukaryota; Viridiplantae; Streptophyta; Lycopodiopsida; Selaginellales; Selaginellaceae. Gene Ontology annotation, biological process: protein folding in endoplasmic reticulum. The record is from RefSeq and is a predicted model, not a curated record. Gene Ontology annotation, cellular component: cytoplasm; membrane. The transcript has 5 exons. Bases 693 to 1931 code for a protein of 412 amino acids.